AGGCCACGGUGAGGCGGGAAUUCUGGAAGCGACCGGUGAUUGGUUGCAACGGGGGAGCCAUUUCCGUCUGAAUGCAGGAGUGGGCCAUUUCCGGUAGACCCUGUGAGAGUGAGUGGAGGAGGCUCAAGAAGUGAGAAGAGGAAGACUAGUCAUGAUGGGUUUGACAAAGCUGGUUUUGUACCUUACCAUGUGCGGCAUUUAUGCUCUGAGUAAACCCACCGAGAAGAAGGAUCGGACCUUCCAUGAUAAGGAACUGAGUGACAAAGUACAUGAUGACACAGAGAACUUUGACUAUGACCACGAUGCUUUCCUUGGAGCUGAAGAGGCAAAGACAUUUGACCAGCUCACUCCUGAGGAGAGCAAAGAGAGGCUUGGAAUGAUAGUAGAUAAAAUAGAUGAGGAUAAGGAUGGAUUUGUCACGGAGGCAGAGCUGAAGGCCUGGAUAAAGCGGGCUCAGAAGAGGUACAUCUUCGAGAAUGUUGGGCGCCAGUGGCCAGAUUUCGACACUAACCAGGAUGGGCUUGUUUCCUGGGAGGAGUACAGAAAUGUAACGUACGGCUACUACCUGGAAGAUGGAGAGGCCGAUGAUGGUUACAACUACAAGCAAAUGAUGGCAAGGGAUGAGCGUCGGUUUAAAAAGGCUGACCAGAAUGGAGACUUGUUUGCCACAAAGGAGGAAUUCACUGCUUUCCUACAUCCAGAGGAAUAUGAUCACAUGAAGGACAUUGUUGUGUUGGAAACCAUGGAAGAUAUUGAUAAAAAUGGAGAUGGCUUUAUUGACUUGGAGGAAUAUAUUGGUGAUAUGUACACUGCAGACAGUGACGGCCAUGAGCCGGACUGGGUGAAAACCGAGCGUGAGCAGUUCACAGAGUUCAGAGACCGCAACAAAGAUGGCAAAAUGGACAAGGACGAAACCAAAGACUGGAUCCUGCCAGCUGACUACGACCAUGCUGAGGCUGAAGCUCGCCAUCUUGUCUAUGAAUCUGAUGAAAACAAGGAUGGAAAACUCACAAAAGAAGAAAUUGUGAAAAAAUACGAUCUAUUUGUGGGAAGCCAGGCUACAGACUUUGGAGAGGCCUUAGUAAGGCAUGAUGAGUUCUAAGUACAUGGAUAACCACUUUGAAGAGAACAAGAUUCCAUUCCAUAAAGGAUAAUUUAUUUUUUACAAUGUGCAGUUUUCACUCAUUACAUUCUCUAGCUACCAUAGAGUUUGACUUGGAAGCAGAGAAAAUUGGGGGAAGGGAGGGGUGGGAAGAAAGAACAGUUAGGGAUGGGGAGGAAGGGAGGUGGUUCCAAUGAGACAGCCAUCCUGAACCUAGAGGAUAACAUGUAAUUAGAUGUUUACUUGAUAUGUAUCUGAAAAAAGAAACUUUGUAUAUUGUACUUUCCCCUCAUUUGAUCAAAUAUUGUAGAACUUCUAAAGCAAAGUUUGUACAAGUUCCAGGAAACCCACCCUGGCUUCCAGCAGUCAAAAACAAUGUGCUUUCAGAUGGGUUUUUUUCUUACCUGAAGAGAGUACAGUUGCCAUUUUGUUGUUGCUUAAGACAAUAUUGCUGGAAUGCACACAAUGGAAACAAAAUGCAUACUCCGUAAGCUACCUUUGUUGCCUUUCAGAGUGGGUUCUUGUAAUAUUUACUGCUAAAGUAUCGCAUUAUGUGAAGUUAAUGGGAAGAAGACCAGCUGAUUCACUAAAUGUGCUGAUUGAAUAAGGGAAGGGGAGGAGUACUUAGGCAAAGUUUUCUCCAGGACCUCCAGAUAUUAUGGUGAGUCCUAAAAUCUCUAGGACCGGCUGUUUUCAAUGAUGUGACAUUUUAUCCCUGAAAGUAGAUAUAAAUCUAUAUAGUACUGAUCACACAAUAGCAAUCACUUUAUUUAUCCUUGAGCUUUUCAGUGGCCUGGUAUGGUCAAUGUAGUACAAGUCUAGAAUUAAAGUUUUAUCUCUAAGAAUAGGUGCCCUGUUCUGCUGAUCACUAGCUUUGAAGGCAUAUUGCUCAAUUUAAAUUUGUUCAAACAGGUAAUGUGCAACUGCAUUAUUCCUUAUUUACUGCCAAAAUGUAUUUGGAGAAUAUAAAUAAUAUACUUCAAUAAGACCCUUGCAGUCAUUCACUAAGUAAAUUCAGCUUUAUAUUUGUACAUACAAUGAAGUGUAUGUAGUUGUUUCUAAGGGAUUGUUACAUUGAGUCUAUAAAUGGACUGUACAUCUUGUCAGGUCCACUUGAAUCAAAAAUAGAUUUCAAGGAUCAGCAUCACUAUCUGCUUUGGUGAAACAAUCAAUUCUUGAUCAUCUUCAUGGAACUGGAAAACAAAAGACAACUGACUAGAUAUUUAUCUUUUCAGUGACAGUAUGAUUUGUAUUCUUUGCAUUUGACUAUUCUGGUGUGCAGUAAUUUGGGCUCUAUUGCCAUGAAUAGUUUGGAUGUGAAUCAUCGUAAUAAAGUUCACAAGUGAAGUGGGAAGGAGAUGUGAUAACUCCAGUGUUGAAUAGUGUGCUUUUAUUUUGUGAUGAAUGAAGUCUAAUUUGCACCAGUCAUGCAGUGCAAGUACAAUAUUACUCUCGGGUGCAGUAGUGUUAUUACAGUUAAAAAUGCAUAAUGUAGCCUGACUCUCACUCCUUUAUCCAAAGCAAACUCAAUAUCCAGGAUUAUGAUUUUUCUCUCCUUGUCCCUAAGCCACCAGCUGUACUCCAACCAGUAUUUGAAAGAAGCUUUAACAUUUUUAUCAAUAUUUUUCCUGCCUAAACAUUAACAUCUUUCUCAUUGAAUUGUAAGUUUACAUUUCUGUAUUUAAUUUUGUUUGAUUCCUUGCACUUUGCUUUAAAAGCCUGUGCAGGUUACAUUUAAUAGAAGUAUUUCUUCAUGAAGUACUUAAGGCUUGGCCUUUCUUCCAUGCUCUGCUCAAUUCUUGAAUCAGAAUAAUGAUGGCCUCAUAGUAAAACAAGAUGAUAUCACCAUAUGGGUCAUUUAUCUCAGUUGAGUCGUGUGGGUUGAGAAACCGUAAAAGAGUCUUAUAGAAAAUUACAGUUGGGCAGCAUUUUGCUCUACAUUCUAUUUCGGCUUCCUUUUGAUUCCUGUCCCUCAAAUAAAACAUCCUGUUCAAAACAGUGAAAAUGUGAUUAUGGUCUUUGCAGAGUUUUGAUGUUUUUGCAGACAUUGGAUUCUUCAAAUCACAAACGAGAAAAUUUGCAGAUGUUGGAAAUCCGAGCAACACACACAAAAUGCUGGAGGAAUUCAGCAGGCCAGGCAGCAUCUAUGGAAAAGAGUGAACAGUCAACGUUUCAGGCUGAAACCCUUUGGCAAGACUGAAGUAAAGAGCUGAGGAGUGGAUUUAAAUCCUCAGCCUUUUUUCUCCAGUCCUGCUGAAGGGUUUCAUCCCAAAAUGUUGACAGUUUACUCUUUUCCAUAGAUGUUGCCUGGCCUGCUGAGUUCCUCCAGCAUUUUGUCUGUGUGUUGACUGGAUUCUUCAAAAAUAGUUUCACGAGGGUUACAAGCUUAUGAUGUGAAUGUUUGGAAUUGUGCUUAACGAUACUGCCAUGUUGGCCUGUGACUGAACGCUUUUACUAACCCCUUUUGCCCUAUCGCCCUUCCUCCACAGAAUCCUGAUUCCAAUCACUUACCUAGCCUUGUUAGAAGUGAAUUUGAUUAUUUAUAAUAUUUCCAUUUAAAUAUUAAGUUUAAAUUCAGAUUUGUGCUUGUUGGCAAAAUGGAAAGAACAGAUUUAUUGUGACUUCGGGUUCAUUAUCAACACUUGGUUUUGUAGAGGAAAUGCUGCUUGAUCUAAUCAGUGUUGUCACUCCUUCCCAAUGUGAUCAUUCCUUGCUUAACACUGCCAGAAAUUUUAAGCUAAUGCUAUAUUGAAUUGUCCAAUGUGUUUGAAUUUUAUUCUUUUUGGGGAUUGUGGAGAUUUCUUUAUUCCUAAAUUAACGAUUGAACUGACUGGCUUGGUAAGGCAUUAAGCUGACAGUUAAGAAUUGGGCACAUUCCAUUCAUCUUGUCACAACCCAAAGUAGAUAUCCUCACGAGUGACAAAAGUGAAUCACAUUCUGGGAGCAUGAGUUGUUCCCAGAAAAGGACAGCUGUUUGCAUCUGCAGUGUAAAGCACUUGAAUGAAACCAUUUCAGUUUGUGGUAGUUUUGCUAAAUACUGGCUUUAUUUUUAAGCAGGAUGCAUACAUUUAUAAAGAAAAUUUUGUGCAAAAUUUUAGACAAACCAAAUUUUCUGUUUUCUAGUAUUAGAGUUCACUUACUCAGUGUUUCAGUAGACAAAAGAUGUACUAACAAUGUGUGAUUGGUGCUGACAUUUUUGUGAAAAUGUAAUAAGUCAUAUGUCAAAGUGAGCUGGGAGUUCUUGGAAAAUGUUCUGCCUCAAGAUUCUGAUUGUCCCAUAUUCUAUUAUUAACCCACUGUAUUUUGAAUAGGAGAUCUGCAUGGGAAAAAAUAACAGCCCAUUUAUUAAAUAAGUGAUUUGAUGCCAUUUUAUUGAGAAGUAAGCAAAAACUAAUACCUCAGCAUUACAUAGACAAGGUGUGGCAAUAAGCAGUUACCUGAAGAAUCACAUCACCAGAAAAUUGCUUUGGUUCUAAACAGUCUGAAAUGUAUUAAGUGUACAGAGUGCAUACUUUGCCCAUCAGUUCUUAAUAGCAACUAAUGUUUGUUUUUGUAAAUUAGACUACUAGAAUCAUGUGACAAGAAUAACCUUCUAGUAGGAGAAGGGUGCAGUACAUCAGAUAUUCAGCAUGGCUAGUACAUUUCACCAGUCCACAAAAUUUAUGCCCUGUGACCCUUGACCUGAGUUGUUACUUGCAAUGUUCUUGAAUUUACAAUAUGAACAUGAGUACAUUUCAAUGUAAGAUGUUUGCUUCAAGUUGAAUUCAAAUCUUCAAUAAAUUUUUUAAAAUAAGA
Messenger RNA from Hypanus sabinus (Atlantic stingray), 4897 nucleotides. RefSeq names its product calumenin a (gene calua). Bases 152 to 1102 code for a protein of 316 amino acids. Gene Ontology annotation, cellular component: endoplasmic reticulum. Gene Ontology annotation, molecular function: calcium ion binding. The transcript is spliced from 7 exons. The record is from RefSeq and is a predicted model, not a curated record. Lineage: Eukaryota; Metazoa; Chordata; Chondrichthyes; Myliobatiformes; Dasyatidae.